GAACUACAGCAACUACGUUUAGAACGUACACAAACAAAACAAUUUACGUACAGUUCACUUCGCUGUCACUGCUGUUACUGAACGGACGUAAGACAACGCUGCAACCGAGCAACGUUUCGUAUUUAUAAGACACGAGUAAAGAAGUCUCUUUUUCACCCGGAAGAACAGCAGGGAGCAUCAAAAGGAACAACAACACAUGGUCCAUUCAUUCAUCCUUGACAGCCAUGGAGUUUCUCCCUGUACUUGACCCCCUAGAUAAACCCAAAGCAGGAAUAUGGUAUUCUUUGAUGCCCAGAGGAAGUGCUCCAGGUGUCAGUGUGGGUCACACCUGCACGUUCAUUCCACCUGCAGAUGAGGGAAAGGGAAGCAUCCUUAUUGUUGGAGGAGCAAACCCAAGCGGCAGUUUCACACAUUGCAACAUCAUAAAUCUAGAUAAUCAUGAGUGGGACAUCCCAGAGUGGGAGGGUUUGGACUCGCGGUAUGAACACUGCUGCUUUGUCCCAGAAAGCUGUCCUCAGAGCCUGUGGGUGUUUGGAGGGGCACAGCAGAGCGGCAACCGCAAUUGUAUCCAGAAUGUACAGCUAACAGACAGUGGGUCUUCCUGGAAGAGUGUAUCUGUGAAUGGUAAACCCCCCAGCCCGAGAACAUACCACACCAGCUCCGCCUGCCUCGGGGACAGACUGUACGUCUUUUCGGGUGGGGAAGCAGGAGCUGCACCUGUCGCAGACCCCACACUUCACGUCUUUGAUACAGCCUCUUCCUCCUGGUCCCAACCGGAAACACAAGGCAGACAGCCGUCAGCCAAACAUGGCCAUGUUAUCGUAGCAGCAGGUUCAAAGAUCUACAUCCAUGGGGGCAUGGCCGGGGACAAAUUCCACAAUGACGUGUUCUCUCUCGAUACAAAGAUCAUGAAGUGGGAGAAGGUGCAAGUCAAAGGAGAUAUCCCACCAGGAGUAGCAGCCCACUCAGCUGUGGCUUUGGGAAAGAACAUCUAUAUCUUUGGGGGAAUGACAGCAGAAGGAGCGACCAACUCCAUGUAUAGAUUCAACACUGGUAAUAGAAUUUUCAUUAAUCUUGUCAUUGAAUAUUUGUACCUUAUCACAUCAUACACAGAAAGUUGUAUUACAUUUAAAACUGUGGUUGAGAAGUUUAAACCUCCAUUGUUAUCCAUUAUGUUUGCAGACAAAAGCAGAUGGGUCCUUAUGAAGUUUGAAGGGGAUAUGCCCCCCAACCGCCUGGACCACUCCAUGUGUUUAUUGCCCUGGACGGUGCAUGCUGAGGGGAAUGGAGAUAAGGAGCAGGCCGACUGCCCAACAGCCUCAGAGACAAUACAUUUGGCCUUUGUAUUUGGAGGGAUGGAUACCCAGGGUGUCAUUCAUAAUGACUGUGUUGUGACUGUGGUUUCAUGAUGAUGUAAUACUCACUAAAGUUUAAAUAAAUCGUUUUUAAGAACUC
Molecule: messenger RNA, 1455 nt
Organism: Labrus bergylta (ballan wrasse)
Lineage: Eukaryota; Metazoa; Chordata; Actinopteri; Labriformes; Labridae
Source: RefSeq, a predicted model, not a curated record